GUAUCGGUCUCUUUCUCGUCUCAGACUGCAAGAAUAGAGCGAGUUCAGGGCAGUAAGCUACUAGUAUGCAGACCAUCAGAGAUCCUAAGCUGGCGCAGCUAUUGCUGUCAUGCCUCUUGGCCAAUGUUGUUGUAUCGGAAUGGGAUAGUGCGUAUGACGUGUGGAACAACAAUCUCGAGCAAUGUCAAGACGGCAGAGAAGAAGUGCUUUCCUACAUGCCGCCAAUACAAUUCUCAUCCCAACUGUCCUCUCCUGAACAAGCAGUUGCAAACUGGUCAGCAGGGAUACGUAAUUGGCUUGAUGACCUAUUAUUGACUGGACCGUGUCUGCCAGUAAAUGGGUCUGAAGAAAUCGAUCGAGUGAAGUCGCUUGUAGCUGAGGUUGAAGCGAAUGUCAGUACUGCAACACAAAACAUAACAACAGCUACAUAUGAUGCGUACUGUCUAUGGUCCCAAAUUCUGUUUAAGUCCGGUCAGGGACAUCUUAUUGUCAUACCCGGAUAUGGAAAAGAUUCUACACUCUUUCAGAAAUUAGAAGACGCUCAGACUGUGAUGAGAAACGCAUUUCAUUUGUGGAUGAACAACGAAAUGUGCAGAGCUCUGAAUACCGCACAGUGUGAGCAAGAAGUGAAUAACUCAACUCUCACCACUGACGAUCGAGACAUCAAUGUACUCUGUGGUAACACUGUGACCGAAGGCUCAGAAGAAUGUGAUGAUGGCAACAAUAUCAGUGAAGAUGGAUGCUCUGCAACCUGCAAAUUGGAAAUCUGUCUCUCCUCGACAUCGAGCCCAACAGUUUCUAUCAUCCCAUCAACAUCUGAUCCCACUGUUGCUGUACAGACCCCAACUCCGUCUCCGUCUCCACUAGUACACCAAACAAACCUCAGCAGUUGCCCAGAUGAUUGCAGCUCGAUGAGUUCAUACAGGCGUGGAACACUCCAUUUGUCUAACUUUGCUGUAAGAGCAAGUCAGAUAGCAGUGGAUACAAACACAAUCAAAGAGAUGCGUAAUGGUCUAGCUCUACUAGCACAAGUGAUGACAAUUCUUAAUCACCCCGAACCCAGCCAAUCAAAAAUUGAUUCGCUACAAGAACAAUUGGCUAAGACUGCAAUACAAGCGUUAGAGCAAAAUGAUCUUAGCCUCAUAACUGAUGAAGGUGUGCACAUACGGAUGAGGCUAACAGGUGUAUGUUGUGAAUCAGUGGAUUGCUGCGAUUCCUGGACUCGCCUUACUUGGCGUCCAGUUCACAAGUGGUUUCGGUGUCGCCCUACAUUCGGUCCUGGUUUUGACAUUGGCAAUCUCAGUACACUUGGCGCCAAUAUUUGGGGUUGCAUGAAACUAGUUUUGGAACAACGCCUUGAGUGCUCUCCUGGAAACUAGAGAAUUGGAACAGCAGCCAACUAAGACAAUUGUUUAGUGCAAACACCUUGUUUGCUUUCUGUAUGUUAGUUGUAUUGCGUUGCUGCUUUCCUAGCUAGUGUUAUAGGGGGAUACCAAAUUAGAUUGAUAUCGAUCUCUAAUAUUGAUUACGUCUUUGAA
Corticium candelabrum is the source of this 1538-nucleotide messenger RNA. RefSeq lists its product as uncharacterized. NCBI's taxonomy places the organism in Eukaryota, Metazoa, Porifera, Homoscleromorpha, Homosclerophorida, Plakinidae. The transcript is spliced from 2 exons. The coding region runs from base 66 to 1379 and encodes 437 amino acids. The record is from RefSeq and is a predicted model, not a curated record.